ACUCACUAAGCUAGUACUAGAGUAUGCUUAUAAGUGGGUACACAUAAUAAAAAUGAGUCCCAACCAUCUAAUUCUGGCUACACUCCUCGUUGCUUUGUUCGUAGAUCUCUCUUACUCUCAGCCUAUACCCGAUCUUUGCCGUCCCCACGACAAAAAUGUCCUCCUCCGUAUUAAGAAGCUCUUAGGCAACCCCUCCUCGCUUUCAUCAUGGGACCCCAACACUGAUUGUGCUGGUUGGAAUGGAGUUCGAUGCAACAUUGAAGGCCACGUCACCAUGGUUCGAUUUGAGGAAGACCAAGACAUCCACGGCCCAAUACCAUCGUUUUUGGACCAACUUCCAUCCCUCACUAAGCUCUACUUUGACACAGUUCCCAAUCUUUCUGGCCCAAUACCGUCGUACGUCGGUAAGCUCACUAACCUUACUGAACUUACUAUCUCUAGAACCAAUGUGUCCGGCCCAAUUCCAGAAUUUUUGGGCCAGCUUACGAAGCUGACCCUACUCUAUAUCCCAUCGAAUAAGUUUACUGGGCCGAUCCCUAACUUUCUAGGUCAACUCAAGAAAAUGGUUUUUCUCGACCUCUCUUCAAAUCUACUCACCGGCCCAAUUCCUAUUUCCAUAGCCCAACUAACAAAUCUCACAACCCUUGAUUUUAGCUCAAAUAAGUUGUCUGGCCCAAUACCCGAUUUUAUAGCCCAAAAACUCAAGAAAUUAGCAAUACUAGAUCUCAAAUUCAACUCUUUAUCGGGCCCAAUUCCAUCAUCUUUGGGCUUUAUGCCUGGACUCCAAUCACUUGGGCUUGUCGGUAACCAAUUAAGUGGGCCAAUCCCAAAAUCAUUGGGCCGUGGUAAUUUACAUUUUAUUUACCUUAGUCAAAAUAAGCUCACAGGGGAUGCUGCUUUCUUGUUUGAAAAGACUAACACCAACAUUCUUACUAUAGAGGUAGGAUACAACCUUUUGAGGUUUGACUUCACUAAAGUGGACUUGACUCCAAGCUUAUUGGGCUUCAACAUUAGCCACAAUAUGAUAUAUGGAUCUCUCCCUAAACGAUUCGGCCUAUUGCGGCCAGAUUCUAUCGAUGUGAGUUAUAAUCAACUUUGUGGCCCAAUACCGAACGGUCGACGUUACAAACGGGUUGACCCGAUCAUAUUUGCCCAUAAUAAGUGCCUUUGUGGUGGCCCAUUUCCUGGUUGCAAGUAACCAUGUAUCAAUGUGUUGGAAAGUUGAAGUGAUUUAAGGCUUUCUUCUUUAGUUGGUUAUUUUUAACAAAGUUUGCAAUUGUGUAUGAAUGUAUGAUUAUCUAGUGUUGUAAUAGAAAGUUUGUUCAUUUAUCUAAUCGUAGUUCAAAUGGCUAAUUAAAUGA
Chenopodium quinoa (quinoa) is the source of this 1361-nucleotide messenger RNA. RefSeq names its product polygalacturonase inhibitor 2-like. NCBI's taxonomy places the organism in Eukaryota, Viridiplantae, Streptophyta, Magnoliopsida, Caryophyllales, Amaranthaceae. The coding region runs from base 53 to 1198 and encodes 381 amino acids. The record is from RefSeq and is a predicted model, not a curated record. The transcript has a single exon. Gene Ontology annotation, molecular function: protein binding.